AUGACAGGAGAAAAGACACAAUUCAUGCCAUAUACAUUCAAUGAAGAAGAAAACCUCCUCUUCUUGUUGGAAGCACAGCAUGAACUCAGUGAUGUGAUUGACCUGAAGGAACCAGACAGUGCCACAAUUGUUGAACGUCGGCAGAAGCGCUUAGCUGCUGAAGAUGCCAAGUUUGAUUCUGACCAUUAUCUUGCUGACUUGUUCGAGGAUGAUGCCAUUCAGGACUUGCUGAAGUAUAAACCUUGGUGGGCAAGUGUGCAGAAGAGAAAAGAAGCAAAGAAAAGCCAGAGUGAACAAUAUUUGAAGGAGCCAGGAAGUCGAUUUGUUGAAUUUUCUGAAGAUGAAAAGGAACAGUUGCGAAACUUCACCAACAAGAAUUACCUGCUGGAUAAAAGGUCAUGCCAGAAUGUUUACCUUGGCCUGCUUGACAUUAUCCUCGCAUAUGCCUAUGAAGUCCGCAUCACUGAAGGAGAAGCUAAUACUGAAUCCUCGUGGAACAUCCGGAAACUGAGCGGGACUUUAUGUUGGCUGGAUACUUACCAUUCUCUUCAGGAAGUUCUUGUGUCUUUCUGCAGAAGAGUGUUGUGUUAUCCCUUUUAUAGACAUUUCCAUUUAGCUCUGAAAGUGAUUGAGGACGCAGUCUUAAUACUUCAGCUGGGUAAGUCUGCUGUUCUCAAGUCCCUUCUGGACAUCCAUAAGAUCUGCAGAGAGAGUGACCCUGCAUACCUCUUGAAUGACCUCUAUAUCACAGACUACUGCAUUUGGAUCCAGAAAGUGAAGUCAAAGAAGCUUGCGUCCUUGGCCGAGUCACUGCAGAAUGUAAAAGUCACAAAGGAUAAUUUAGGCUUUGAACUGGAAGAAUUGGAGAAAGCAGCGCUAUUAGUUCAAGAGGAAGAAAAUGAAAUCCGAUCAGGGCAGAGUGGUCUCCAAUCGCUCCUGUCAGAAAGUGAGACUGAGGAAGAUAAUGACUCUGAGGAAUCCACUAGCUCAUCCAGUGAUACUGGAGAGUCUGAUUCAUGUGAAAACGAUUUGUCUAACUGUAGCAUUUCUGAGGAAACGGAUAGAAAAGGAUUGUGCCAUGCAACAGAGGCUGACUGUGUCGCUGAGUUCAAUGCUGAAGAGGAUAUGAUCAAAUUGAACUGUGGUGAUGAAACUGUGCAUAUGGAUGCCAUAGGAUAUCCAGUUAACUGCCCAUUGGGAGAGACUUCCACUGGUAAAUCACCUCCAAGAAGAUUGAUAGAAGAAGUUGCAGAUCAGUUGCAGUCAAUGGGCUUUUCGGAGUGCUGUGAAAAAUCUGCUGCUGAGAAUUCGGAGCACAUACCAACAAGCCUGCCUCUUCAGAGUUUGGCACAGUAUCAGCAUUCACAGACGACCUCACAGCAGACUUUCUUAGAGGUGUCUCCUAAGAGGAAUUGCCUGCUGCUUGUUGCAGAUCCUGAUAACACAGAGGAUUUUAUAAACCUGGCAUGAGUCCAGCUUGCAUGCGAGAAAAGAACAAACUGAUUUAUGAGCAAGUGGCUGAUGCUGGUCAGUGUACUUAUUAAAUCACUUUAGAAGUGAAAAUUUGCUCUUAAAUGCUUUGGAUUUUUUUUGCACGAUAUCUGGUAUAAAUGUACAUAACUGUAUUACUUGUGUCUUCAAAAUAAUAGAUAUCAUUAUUGCCUUCAUUGCUGCAUUGUGUCGUGAUGUUAAAUCAUCAUACUGUAAGUUUAACCAGUGUUAGUCAAUCUAUAACACAGUUGAGAAUUGGUUUCGAUCACGUCAGUCCUUAUUGUAUCUAGCCUGUGUUUCUUUUAUAGUUUUUUUAAAUCUAACAAGCUUUCAUCAUAACAGUAUCACUUAAUAUGUACAUGGAAGCCCUAUAGGCAACACGUCCUUCUUCAUGUUCAAGAAUAGUGCUGUAGGCUGAUAGAAUAUGGGUUUGAAUCAAUGGACUCGCCGUUUGCUGAGAAACACAUCCCAUGUGGGAUAUUGCCUGUGAGCCCUGAUUGCUGCCUCAUUAGCCAAGGAAUUGUACACAGUGUGAGAGAAGGGAGGCUUACAUUAGGGGAGAUUUAAUUUUAAAAACAAAACAAAGCAAAGCAUAGGUAAAAUGACGCACAAUUUACAAUUAAUGUGGAACUGCUGGGCAGGAGCUGAACAGUCAAUCCAUUUGUAUUAAUAGUGUCACUCAAUUCGAAUGUUGAAAAAGGUGCAAUGCUCAUUAAAGUCGAUGUCAGAGCUGACUGGAUCCUGAAAAACAGUCAUUAUUGAGGAAGUUGUGAACGAGAGAGGGAGAGGAGGCAGAUUUAAUCAUCGAGACCAUGUUAUAGAAUGGAAAUUCAUGCUUCAAACUGACAGUAAAAUAAAUUCUUUUACACACUAAAA
This is a messenger RNA of Rhincodon typus (whale shark), 2367 nucleotides long. Its product is annotated as protein SHQ1 homolog. NCBI's taxonomy places the organism in Eukaryota, Metazoa, Chordata, Chondrichthyes, Orectolobiformes, Rhincodontidae. The transcript is spliced from 8 exons. Gene Ontology annotation, biological process: box H/ACA snoRNP assembly. Bases 1 to 1470 code for a protein of 489 amino acids. The record is from RefSeq and is a predicted model, not a curated record. Gene Ontology annotation, cellular component: cytoplasm; nucleoplasm.